AAUGCAGUGGUAACAUUUUAUUCCAUUUAAAUGCGUUUCUAUCAGUUAUUCGUGUCAAAUUGGUUCAGAAAAUAAAAAUGCUCGGAGCAGCUUUAUUCAUCUUUUCAUCUUUUGUACACAUUUCACAAUGUGGAGACUUCCAUACAAGUCUAAUAAUUGACAAAUUGGAGGAUUGUCCAGAAGAGAAUAUUACUAAAUAUUUCAACAUGACAAAUGUUGUUAUAAAUAUAGUUGAUGAACAUACAUUUGUAAAUGGACAAAUUAUAUUCACAGGGGAAAUGCCAGGUGAACAUAGUGUUAAGGUAGUAGCGAUUGCGGAAAAAUGUAAACAUAGGACUUUACAAGCCACCUGUGAAAUAAUAUUUGACUUUGCAGUAGUGAAAAAUCUAUGUACAAUAUGGAAUGAAAAGGGGAGAAUGUGGUCUAAGUCACUGGAAAGUAUUUCACCUCCGCUAGAGUGUAGAAUGAAGAACAAUAUCUAUACGGUGACCAAUGGGACAAUUGAUGAGGACAUCUUCAGAAAAACAGUACCAGAAGCUGAAAAAUAUUAUUGGAAACUCAAAUUGAAGUUGUUUUUUAAUAAUGAACUGCGAGCAUGUGGAAAAUUAGCUUGUGGAUUUCAAAAGUUUCCCGGCAAAAAAGUAAAAAAACAUUGAAUAAUAUUUUUAUGGCAGUAAAUAAA
Cimex lectularius (bed bug) is the source of this 682-nucleotide messenger RNA. RefSeq lists its product as uncharacterized. NCBI's taxonomy places the organism in Eukaryota, Metazoa, Arthropoda, Insecta, Hemiptera, Cimicidae. The transcript has 4 exons. The record is from RefSeq and is a predicted model, not a curated record. The coding region runs from base 78 to 656 and encodes 192 amino acids.